CCUUCAGUGAUCCUAUUGUAGUAGAGAUUGGAAUAGUGCUGUUCACAUCAUCUGUUCAUCAAUCAUCAUCUUCUACAUUAACUACAAGAGCUAUGUCUAUCUCAUUUACAUCUACUGGGUAUUGUUCAAUAACUUGUACUUCAGUCUGUACUGCUACUCCUGCAGUUUCAGUGAUUCCAUCAACUAGUGAUGCAUCAGAUAGUGUUAUUGCUCUUAGUGUGUUGGUGGGUAUAUUGUGUGGUCUAUUAACUGUCAGUGUUAUUGUUCAUAUCUACUGCUUUAUAAGAAAGAAAAGUUCAUGCAUCAAUAAGCAAGCAAAAGCUGAUGAUGAUAUUUCAAUGCAAGCAUGUGGACCAUAUGCAAUUCACAAGACUAAACAAAGUGAAGAGAAUGAAGGAGUUUAUGAUGAAUGCCAAACAUCACCUGAUGAUGUUUAUGAGCAUAUGUCACAAUAAAAGGUAUUAGAGCAACUGUUAAAACGUUUUCACUAGUUUAGUGUAGCAAAUAAUUUUUUUACAUAGUUUGUGUGAAAAAGAGAUUACAACUUUAUGAGUGCAUUUAAUAGUCACAAUGUAGA
Molecule: messenger RNA, 577 nt
Organism: Amphimedon queenslandica
Lineage: Eukaryota; Metazoa; Porifera; Demospongiae; Haplosclerida; Niphatidae
Exons: 5
Coding region: 93-455 (120 amino acids)
Source: RefSeq, a predicted model, not a curated record